UAGGUGUUUUCUUCUUCCCGUCAUUCUCAUCCUAGUUUUCUUUUUACUUUUAGUUAGAAGGUUGUUGGCUCUAAAUUUAUUCUCGUAAUGGCUGCCACGCUAAAAGUGUAGCUUAUUGGUUAUGUCAUGUUCAAAGUGUCUUUAGAUGGGUGCAUAAAGCGAAAAACUCAACAAGUGUUUCAAACAAUGAUCGCAUGAAAGCUGUAAAAAUAUCAAUCUCCCUAGACCGUUUCUUCUUUCAUGUUUCCUUUUUUGGCAAUUAAGUUAUGGACUCGGCGUUUGUGUACUGUAUGUAAUAAAAACAUAAUCUAUGCAACGUAAAAAGUGUACAUCGGGACCAUAUUGAGUGUCAAGUGUAUUGAGGGUAUUUAAAAUGACGGAUCCGAGAACGUCGUCAGCUCUGUUUAAGAGAGCCGAACAGUUGAAAAGAUGGGAGGAAUCCGAUACUAAUAAACAGUCAUCGAUGCCGAAAAGAGCAUCGAGGAUACAGUUUUCAUCGGGCAUCGUGUUUUUGGCGGCAUGUACCGCUGGAGACAAGGACGAAGUACAGAAAUUAUUAAAAAUGGGCGCUGAUAUAAACACCGCGAACGUGGACGGUCUGACGGCUCUUCAUCAGGCUUGCAUUGACGACAAUUUGGAGAUGGUUGAGUUUCUUGUCGAACACGGUGCCGACGUCAACCGAGGUGAUAACGAGGGCUGGACCCCGCUGCAUGCAACGGCUUCUUGUGGAUUUCUUAGUAUAGCCAGGUACCUUCUUGAAAAUGGCGCUGAUAUUGCUGCGGUGAAUUACGACGGGGAACUGCCCGUCGAUAUCACUGAAAGCGAUAAAAUGGUGGAAUUAUUACAAAAGGUUAUUGACGAAAAAGGCAUCGAUUGUGAAAAGUCUCGCACUGCAGAAGUCGAUACGCUGUUGUGUGAUGCGAGGAACUGGGCUGCGAAUGGUUACGUCGAAGUAAGAGACCCGAAAACAGGCGGAACUCCUUUGCACGUCGCGGCAGCAAAGGGUUACAUAGAUGUUGCACAAACUCUUCUAGAAGAAUGCAAUGUAGAGCCAGAUUGUGUUGAUUAUGAGGGCUGGACUCCACUUCAUGCUGCAGCACUCUGGGGGAAGAAAGAAGCUGCUGCUCUACUGUUGAAGCAUGGCGCUGACCCCAACUUGAAGAACUAUUCGGGUCAAACAUGUAUGGAUCUGGUCGACCCGAGCAUAUCCACCUGGUUAGCUGAAGCGUCACUAAAAGCGCCCCGGCGUGUCAACAAUAACAACAAUAACAACAACAAGCGUAAAAGAAGUCCACCUCGGCACGACGUUAAGCGAGUCGAACUGCAGAUUACUGGACAGACUGACAACGUUAUUAAUGGUAUAUUGACAGAGAAACCGCCCGCUGCACCAGAGAUUAUCCCUAAAAUCUCAGACGGCAAGCCACCCAAAGGUCGUGCGCCAUCCCCUGAGGCUACAGAACCUGUUACUGAUAAUGCAUCUAUGGACGAAGCGCCUUCUUGGAGAAGAUCUGCCUCUUUCCGGAACAGACAACAAGAUAAUACUCGUGACAAUAAACCUGCUAACAAUAAUGUGGACAAUGAUACAAUACUGAGGAGGACUCACAGCUUUGAAAAUGACAAGACUUUCUAUCAGCGAUACCGCGACGUGACGGCGCGUAUAAAGGCUUCGUCGUGUCCUUCUAUACCGCCGCUGCCGCAGUCGACGUUGGCUUCAAUCGAGCUAAGAAAAAAAAAUCAGGAGGCUACUAACAAUGCGACAGAGAGUACUAACGAAGAUGUUCAGACCAGGAUCAGUUCAUCUGAAAGAAGGGAAAGGGAUGCUAAUACGUGGAACAUUCCAUCGACCACCAGCCCCACAGCAAACACGACAAACUCGACAACAACGCAAACUAUUAGAAGCUCCUCGGAGAGCGUAGAGUCGAACAGUAGCAAUUCAACACCGAGCUCAACAACGCCCACCAAACUGUCGCCUGGAAACAUAUUCAAGAAUUUCUUCAAGUCGUUUGUGCCUCCGGUGCGAGAUGAGGAGAGCGAGACACAGAGGAAAGCCCACGCGAAACGGGUUCGCGAAACGCGACGUUCGACGCAAGGGGUGACCCUCGACGAGAUUAAAUCGGCUGAGCAGUUAGUUAAGAAGAAGGCAGGCAACGGAACGACAGAGUCGCCCUCGCCUGCCAGCAUUAAGAAGACGGAGGAUAUUACAUCUGUAAAUACGGAUACCACUGCAGCUCGCAGCGCUGUGGGCGGCGGGGACGUCGCGGUGACGUUAGCGCUGGCGUGCGCGACCGCGACAGCGACCGCUACCAUCGCGGCCAUCAGUGAGCGACGCCCUUCGUGGCGGCUGCGGCUCGACCCCACUAAUAAGUUCGAGCUGGAGGAUGCCGGACGGUCGUCACCGCGAACGACGGCACCCGCUGCGGAGGCGACGGUCACGUUGCCACUGCGUCGUCCGCCGACAGCCUUCACUGUCGGCACUACCACCACCACCACGACAACUACCAACUCCAACACAAACUCGCCAACUAAAGAAGAGAGUCGGGCUGGAGAGGAAGAGAAGGAACGCGAAAGCAGUUCAGAGAGUAAGUCAUCGUCAUCGCCAGCGAGCACGCAGGCAGCGCUCAACGUGAUCCAGCGCAGGCGAAGACCGAAGCGACGUUCCACUGGAGUCGGCCAUGUUGAUAUGGACGAUAUUGUCAACGACCGCGGCGGGGGCGGUGAAGGUGACGGGGACUCAGAAAACGUUCAGUCUGGUAGCGAACGGACUGAGGAUGGUGAAGAACGCGACUACAAAGCCCUUUACGAAGCGUCGCAAAUUGAAGUGCGGCGUCUGCGCGCACUACUCUCGACUUCGGAGCAGCAGUUGCGCGACGCUCGGGCGACGAUCACGAGGCUCUCACAAGUGAAUCAAAAUUCGCUUUCUGAAAUCGAGAAACGAGAAAAAAGAGCCAUGGAAAGAAAACUGUCGGAAAUGGAAGAGGAGUUGAAGCAAUUGCAAAAACUAAAAGCCGAGAACGAAAGGUUGAGAGCCGAGAAUCGUGCCCUAACGCGGGUCGUCAGCAAAUUGACCAACUCUGCCGCCAAAUAGUUCCAGCAAGCGCUGCAAAUUGAGAAUCAGAGAUUGAAGGAUGAAAACGGAGCCUUGAUUAGAGUGAUCAGCAAACUGUCUAAGUGAGGGUUGGACGCUGAGGCCCCGAGGCCUGUGUUGUAGUAGUAGCGGUUCACACAUACACUUUCCUAAAAACUAUAAUAGUUUGUAUAUAACCUUUGGGAACCUUGAUCGUGAGAUGUAGUCAAAUCACUGCGAAUAUUUUGGCUGAAAUAAAUAUUUUAUAGACACUUGUCUUGAGUGUAUUUGUAUGCGGUUCAGAGCCAGACGAACAAUGCUCUCCUUCCAAUUAACACGAAGAUUUUCUUAUGUAUUAUUCGCGUACUCUCAGCAUUGGUUUGCAAGUAGACCAUUCGAAAUAUAUUUUUAUCCAUUAUGUUGUAAUUUGAAAAUCGACGACGUUCAUAAGAUAAUAUUUUUAUGGACUAAAAAUUGAAUUUUUUUGACUGUUAUAUGGAUCUGAAUAUUAGAUGUACCAGAUAAGAUAACACUGCAAACUUAAUACUCUGAAUUCGCGAAGGAGCUCGGCCUAGGAAGGACAGCAGAGGGCAUGGACGAUUUAACAAUACAGUAAAAUGUUAUACUGCUUCGUACAGAAUUAAACUUUUUAUGAUUUCUACAGCCGAAACUCAAAAUAAAAAUGGGGCUACUAGCCUAUAAGUAGUCUUACUAAUUUCAAAAUGGCAGCCAGUACUUAAAGAUGAAGUGAAUUAUGUAACGUUUUAAUACUGAAACGGUGUCUGCGACUUCAACAAAUGAAUGUAUGAUGUUUAAAAUCAAGUUGUUCCCGAGGUAGACUUUGUGUUGAUAUUUGAUAUAUUCCUAAACGACGUAAGUGUAAAGUAGGUUAGCAGUGAAACUUUUAUAGAGGGCCUGUCGCCCGUCAUUAUAUUAUUAUUUAGUUAUAUGUAUCUCGAAUUAAAUAUAUAUUUAUACAUAAAAUUACAUGUAUAGUUGGUUUUAUAAGCAAUAGUAAUGAAAUAAUUGGAAAUGUGAUAUAUCGACUUUUACUAAACUUUGAAUGCAAUUUGUAGUUUUGUUCUUAUAUAGAAGAAAUAUAAUCAUUUUUUCAUAUAUUUUACGUAAUUUAUCCGUGUGGGGUAUUGUUUAUUAUUAAUAUAUGCAAGUUUGGUCAACAUUUUUGUCUGUCGGUUUAGCGUAACUAGCACUUUAUUGUAUUGUAUU
Vanessa atalanta (red admiral) is the source of this 4291-nucleotide messenger RNA. RefSeq names its product protein phosphatase 1 regulatory subunit 12A (gene Mbs). Bases 374 to 3085 code for a protein of 903 amino acids. The record is from RefSeq and is a predicted model, not a curated record. The transcript has 20 exons. Gene Ontology annotation, molecular function: phosphatase regulator activity; enzyme inhibitor activity; protein kinase binding. NCBI's taxonomy places the organism in Eukaryota, Metazoa, Arthropoda, Insecta, Lepidoptera, Nymphalidae. Gene Ontology annotation, cellular component: cytoplasm.